CAAGCCAUGUGCAGUCUAGUGCUCCACCCCUCUACCCACCCCGUCCAACCCCCACCAAAAUACUAACCAAAUACAACACACUAGUUCAUUAUCUAGACUAUAAUAACUCGCUGGGGAUAGUGCUGGAAGUUUUUGUCUAACAUUUCUUUCAAAUACCAAGAUUAACGGAGUUGCAUAGUGAAAAAAACUGUAGGAAAGAGCUGGACUUAGGCCUGGAGCGACGGGCACAAGAUGCCUUUAUUUUAAACCCCUAAAAGUGUUGCAAAGUGUUUUUAACUUCAUAUAAAUAUUUAAGGAUCACAUGAACACAAUCCAGUACAAAUGGGUCCAGGAGCUUCAACGAGCGUUCCAGCUUCUUCGUAAUGUUCCCCUACUGGGCAACAAGCGGAGGGAAGAGAACUUCCGGCGCCCCCACCUACCGCUCCCCUGCUGUGUCCCACUGCCCUAAAUCUGCAGACUUGGUCGAUUGCUUCUGCCUGGGCGGUACCGCCCGAAUCGACUGCUCCUGUCUGACGCGUCCCCGGGCGCGGGAAACGAGUUUCAAUCCACUUUCCUGACCCCAACCAUCCUGCCCAGUGUCCGCCUCCCCGUCUUGUACACCCCUAACUCCCUGAGGCUCCUCCGAAUCACGCGAGUGGAAGCGGAGAAGCUCAAGUGGCCGCCAUGUCGGAGGCUUAUUUCCGAGUGGAGUCGGGUGCCCUGGGGCCUGAAGAGAACUUUCUUUCUUUGGACGACAUCCUGAUGUCCCACGAGAAGCUGCCGGUGCGCACGGAGACCGCCAUGCCUCGCCUUGGCGCUUUCUUCCUGGAGCGGAGCGCAGGCGCCGAGACUGACAACGCCGUCCCACAGGGUUCCAAGCUUGAACUCCCCUUGUGGCUGGCAAAAGGACUUUUUGACAACAAGCGACGGAUCCUUUCUGUGGAACUCCCCAAGAUCUACCAGGAGGGCUGGAGGACCGUGUUCAGUGCGGAUGCCAAUGUGGUGGACCUCCACAAAAUGGGGCCCCAUUUCUACGGGUUUGGCUCCCAACUCCUGCAUUUUGACAGUCCCGAGAAUGCAGACAUUUCCCAGUCUCUGCUGCAGACUUUUAUUGGACGUUUUCGCCGCAUCAUGGACUCCUCACAGAAUGCUUACAACGAAGACACUUCAGCCCUGGUAGCCAGGCUAGACGAGAUGGAGAGGGGCUUAUUUCAAACAGGGCAGAAAGGACUGAAUGACUUUCAGUGUUGGGAGAAGGGGCAGGCUUCUCAGAUCACAGCUUCCAACCUCGUUCAGAAUUACAAGAAGAGAAAAUUCACUGAUAUGGAAGACUGAAGGCCGGAAGAACACAGAGUGGCUCCUUGUAGACGUAGCCCUCCAUGUGUCCUUGAUAGGAGCUGGCUGACCUUGUACAGAACCAGAAUCUUGUCCCAUUUCGUGGCUUAUUCCCUGUGGCCAUAGGGAAUUAUAGGGAACUGGACAUGCUGGAGGAUGUGGGUGUCCCUGGCUCUGUGAGUCUUCCAGGACCGUCCCACCCUGCUGACCCACAGCCCAGACCCUUUAACCCAAAAACCCACGGCCAAGGAGAAAUCAAAGUCCUUCCUAAAUAAGAAUCACUGCCGUAUAAUAUAUCACAGUAGAGUUGAGACUGGGAUUCCUUGUAUCUGGGAGUUUGGACAGCUCCAGAUGUACAGUUUCACUAGCCACAAAGCACAGGUACAAACUGGGUCAUCUUCGCCUGGUCACAAAAUGUUCUCUCGAUCUUAUUUGCCUCAUCUUCCUCAUGUACCCCACCAUGCUGGCCUGACUAAAUAUCUCCUGCUGCCUGCCUGCAGGGAGUUACCCCAGUUUCCAAAAACAGUCACCCAGAUAAAGGAGGAAAAGAGAAAGGCAGACGAAUAGCAUGGCUUUUACUAAAGAAAAGAUAUUGGCCUCAUACUCUAUACUCAGGGCUUAAUGAACUGGAAUCUGCGGAACUCAGCAGUCAGCCCGGAAGGGAAAUGGUUAAACAGCUUAUUUUUUUGCCUCAGAGAGCCUAAGAGCACCCGCACACUUCUUCCACUCCCUGUCUAGAAAAGCUGUCAGGGAGUCACUUGGAAUUGCAAAGUAGUUAUUAAGGGGUGUUAACCAGCCUGCAUUACAUCCAGAAGUCAGGACUUGGUUGCUGACUGCGAAGGGCCCUGUUUUCGAAACCUAACAUUGCAAGUGUAAGACAGCAAGAAGGCUCCAUUGUGCUUUUCUUUCCUCUUCAGUAAAUGUUGCAACCUUAUUGCAUAGAAGAUCCCAGACCAUUUACUGGAACCUGGUUAAGCAAGCACAAAUCUCUUUUCCUGAAGAUCAAGGAUGCAACCUCAAGUUGAGAAAGAAACAGCAUUACCUGGGCCCAUUAGACCGUUCGCAGGGCUUCACUGCUUCCCCUCUGACACUCCACAAGUAGCAAAAAUUGUCUUUGUCAUUGGAAAUUAUAGAGGGAUUUGGGUAUCCAGAUUGUGUAGAUGCAAACUUAGAUUGUCUUGAUGCAAACUUAGAACCACAGCAAUGCUUUUAAAAUGCCUAUUUUAAGAUGGAAUUGAUGUUUUUAUAAUUUGAUUUUAGUGCUAAAUAAAUGAUGGACUUUGUACAUGAAUAUGUUCUGUACAAGUACUCUUUCUGUCACUAGUACUACAGAUAAUCAUCAAAGCUAUCAGAAUUUUGUCUUUGAUCAUAUUUGACAGUAAUGCACAAAUAAAUCCAUGUUU
This is a messenger RNA of Cercocebus atys (sooty mangabey), 2717 nucleotides long. RefSeq names its product GINS complex subunit 3 (Psf3 homolog) (gene GINS3). The coding region runs from base 664 to 1314 and encodes 216 amino acids. The record is from RefSeq and is a predicted model, not a curated record. The transcript has 3 exons. Gene Ontology annotation, biological process: mitotic DNA replication initiation. Gene Ontology annotation, cellular component: GINS complex. Lineage: Eukaryota; Metazoa; Chordata; Mammalia; Primates; Cercopithecidae.